This is a messenger RNA of Dovyalis caffra, 1434 nucleotides long. The record is from the annotation of a GenBank genome assembly. NCBI's taxonomy places the organism in Eukaryota, Viridiplantae, Streptophyta, Magnoliopsida, Malpighiales, Salicaceae.
AUGACUCACUUUUCUACCAAUUUGAAGUUGGAUGAGAUUGGUCGCGUGGUUUCGGUUGGAGAUGGGAUUGCACGUGUUUAUGGAUUGAACGAGAUUCAAGCUGGUGAAAUGGUCGAAUUUGCCAGCGGUGUGAAAGGAAUAGCCUUGAAUCUUGAAAAUGAGAAUGUGGGGAUUGUUGUCUUUGGUAGUGAUACGGCUAUUAAAGAAGGAGAUCUUGUCAAACGAACUGGAUCUAUUGUGAAUGUUCCUGCGGGAAAGGCUAUGCUAGGGCGUGUGGUCGACGCCUUGGGAGUACCUAUUGAUGGAAGAGGAGCUCUAAGCGAUCACGAGCGAAGACGUGUCGAAGUGAAAGCCCCUGGGAUUAUUGAACGUAAAUCUGUGCACGAGCCUAUGCAAACAGGGUUAAAAGCGGUAGAUAGCUUGGUUCCUAUAGGCCGUGGUCAACGAGAACUUAUAAUUGGGGACCGACAAACUGGAAAAACAGCUAUUGCUAUCGAUACCAUAUUAAAUCAAAAGCAAAUGAACUCAAGGGCCACCUCUGAGAGUGAGAAAUUGUAUUGUGUCUAUGUAGCGAUUGGACAGAAACGUUCAACUGUGGCACAAUUAGUUCAAAUUCUUUCAGAAGCGAAUGCUUUGGAAUAUUCCAUUCUUGUAGCAGCCACCGCUUCGGAUCCUGCUCCUCUGCAAUUUCUGGCCCCAUAUUCUGGCUGUGCCAUGGGAGAAUAUUUCCGUGAUAAUGGAAUGCACGCAUUAAUAAUCUAUGAUGAUCUUAGUAAACAGGCCGUCGCUUAUCGACAAAUGUCUCUUCUAUUACGAAGACCACCUGGUCGUGAAGCUUAUCCAGGAGAUGUUUUUUAUUUGCAUUCACGUCUCUUAGAAAGAGCAGCUAAACGAUCGGACCAGACAGGUGCAGGGAGCUUGACCGCCUUACCAGUCAUUGAAACACAAGCUGGAGACGUAUCGGCUUAUAUUCCUACAAAUGUAAUUUCCAUUACUGAUGGACAAAUCUGUUUAGAAACAGAACUCUUUUAUCGCGGAAUUAGACCUGCUAUUAACGUCGGCUUAUCUGUCAGUCGCGUCGGGUCUGCUGCUCAGUUAAAAGCUAUGAAAAAAGUAUGCGGAAGUUUAAAACUAGAAUUGGCACAAUAUCGAGAAGUCGCUGCCUUUGCUCAAUUUGGAUCAGACCUUGAUCCUGCAACUCAAGCAUUACUCAAUAGAGGAGCAAGGCUCACAGAAGUACUAAAACAACCACAAUAUACACCACUACCAAUUGAAAAAGAAAUUCUAGUCAUUUAUGCUGCUGUCAAUGGAUUCUGUGAUCGAAUGCCACUAGACAGAAUUACUCAAUAUGAAAGAAUCAUUACAAAUAGUAUCAAACCAGAAUUACUAGAAGAACUCAAAAGUGGGUUAACUGACGAAAAAAAAGAGAACUAG